AUGGCGCCCGCACCAAUCCGACGUAAGCUCGUCAUCGUGGGCGACGGCGCCUGCGGCAAGACCAGUCUCCUCUGCGUCUUUGCCAUUGGCGAGUUCCCUCAGGAAUACGAACCAACCAUCUUUGAAAACUAUGUCGCAGAAAUCAGGCUCGACGGCAAGCCCGUACAGCUCGCGCUCUGGGACACGGCCGGCCAGGAAGAGUACGAGCGCCUGCGACCGCUCUCCUACUCGCAGGCCCACGUCAUCCUGAUUGCCUUUUCCAUCGACACGCCAGACUCGCUCGAAAACGUCACCGUAAAGUGGAUGGAAGAGGUGCGGCAAAUAUGCGGGCCCUCGGUGCCGGUCCUGCUCGUCGGCUGCAAGCGCGACCUGCGCGAGGACGCCGUCGCCAAGGGCAAAGCCGUGGCGGGCCAGUUUGUGGAAAAGGCGCAGGGCAAGGACGUGGCGGCCCAGAUUGGCGCGCGGUCAUACCACGAGUGCUCGGCGCUCAAAAACGAGGGCGUCGACAACGUCUUCGAGGCCGCCACCCGCGCCGCCAUGCUCGUCCGCGCCGCCGGCGCCGGAGGCGGCGCCGCCAACGGCAAGCUCAAGGAAAAGGGCGGCAGCCGCGAGAACGACGCGGGCGGAUGCAAGUGCGUCGUCCUCUGA
Messenger RNA from Pseudozyma flocculosa PF-1, 648 nucleotides. RefSeq lists its product as uncharacterized. Lineage: Eukaryota; Fungi; Basidiomycota; Ustilaginomycetes; Ustilaginales; Ustilaginaceae. Gene Ontology annotation, biological process: small GTPase-mediated signal transduction. The record is from RefSeq and is a predicted model, not a curated record. The coding region runs from base 1 to 648 and encodes 215 amino acids. The transcript has 7 exons. Gene Ontology annotation, molecular function: GTP binding; GTPase activity.